Messenger RNA from Mandrillus leucophaeus (drill), 1888 nucleotides. Its product is annotated as transmembrane protein 117. Gene Ontology annotation, biological process: intrinsic apoptotic signaling pathway in response to endoplasmic reticulum stress. The transcript has 2 exons. The coding region runs from base 48 to 803 and encodes 251 amino acids. The record is from RefSeq and is a predicted model, not a curated record. Lineage: Eukaryota; Metazoa; Chordata; Mammalia; Primates; Cercopithecidae.
UGUUUUUAUUUGAUUUUCUCUGACAGGACUGGGAAUUCCCCCAUUUCAUGGGAGACGUUGAUGUAAAUCUCCCUGGUUUGCACACCCCUCACAUGCAGUUCAAGAUUCCUUUCUUCCAGAAGAUCUUCAAGGAGGAAUAUCGUAUUCACAUAACAGGCAAAUGGUUUAACUAUGGAAUUAUCUUCCUCGUCUUGAUUUUGGAUCUUAAUAUGUGGAAGAACCAAAUAUUUUAUAAACCUCAUGAAUAUGGGCAAUAUAUCGGCCCAGGGCAGAAGAUAUAUACAGUGAAAGACUCAGAAAGUUUAAAAGAUUUGAACAGAACCAAGCUAUCCUGGGAAUGGAGGUCCAAUCACACUAACCCUCAGACUAAUAAAACAUAUGUUGAGGGAGACAUGUUCUUACACAGCAGGUUCAUAGGAGCCAGUCUUGAUGUCAAAUGUCUGGCCUUUGUUCCAAGCCUGAUAGCCUUUGUGUGGUUUGGAUUCUUUAUUUGGUUCUUUGGACGAUUUUUGAAAAAUGAGCCACGCAUGGAGAAUCAAGACAAAACUUACACUCGCAUGAAAAGAAAAUCUCCAUCAGAACAUAGCAAAGACAUGGGAAUCACUCGAGAAAACACCCAGGCUUUAGUAGAAGACCCCUUGAAUGACCCUUCUUUGGUUUGCAUCAGGUCUGACUUCAAUGAGAUCGUCUACAAGUCUUCCCACCUAACCUCGGAAAACUUGAGCUCACAGUUGAACGAAUCUACUAGUGCAACAGAAGCUGAUCAAGACCCAACGACUUCUAAAAGUACACCUACGAACUAGACUCAGAGAUAGACUUGGAGAUAGCACAAAAAGCAACCUUGAGUGUAACUUUAAAAAUUUAGUCUUUCAUUUUGUAUAUGUAAGGUUUACGUAGUGUUAGGUAAAAAUAUGAACAAUGCCACAACGGUGCUCAACAUGCUUUUUCUAGGAUUCAUUGUUUUCUAUUUGUAUUAUAAUACACGUGCCUACUGUAUACUUAACAGUCCUCUAGAGAUUGCUUUUCACAAUUGCACAAGCUAUUACUGACUUUACAGCAUAGUAGAAGAUUAGCUGAUGACCCAUGUAUCUGAUGUUCAACCAUAGUGGUGCCUUGAGACAUUAAACUGUUUUUAACUGUACCAGAAAUGAAGUGUGGAACAGUUACCUAACCUAUUUCACAUGGGCGUUUUGUAUACAACUAUUUUGAUCUACACUUGAUGUCUGAGCAGUAAACAGAAAUAGCUAAAUGUGACUCAGGAAGUAUCUCUUGGUUUCUUAUUCAGCAGCAGAGUUGGUGACUUUGACAACUGGACUGCAGAGAAACAUGUUGAUCACCUUUUAAUUUUUAUUGGCUGUCUGCCAAAUAUAAAUACAGAUGCAAAAUUCAGUAAUGGGAGAUCUAUAACCCAACAUGGGUCACUACUCGUGAAAUGUGACUUUCUCCCACCAGUAAUUGCAAUUAGGUGAUAAUACCUAAUUAUGUUUCCUAAUUAAAGAUAAAUUGCUACUUGAUUAAAAAUCCUGCCCUUCACCUUUGGGAGCAAAGGUUAAGAGACACAGUUGGGUGAACUCUCAAAUUUAUUGGCAUUUACACAAAGCCCCAACCAAGGAACUGAAGUUUUCAUCAUGUGAGAACAGCACAGCCCACCAUUUACAAUAUUCGUAUAUCUUUCUGCAAAUAUGACUCUGGAUAGUGAAAAUUGAAAAACAUAUGCCAACCCCGAGCAAGGGAACUCCUCAAAAAAUCAUGCAGCGGAACCUUGUCAGGUAGAGAAGCCGUGCAUGAAAGAAUUUGUUUAAUGUCUUGUUUUGCGUGUGUGGUUUUUGUUUUUGUUUUUUAAGAACUAAAUAUUGCACAUUAAUAAAUAAGAAUUAUACAGCAGUAA